AUGAGGACGUCCUCAUCCCAAGCCGAGCCCUGCCGGGAUGGCUAUCUCGCGCAUAUCCUCCGUGAGCUCGGUCUCCUUACCGUCUUCCAAUCCUCGUCCGAUGUCAAAUUGCUCAUUGCGCAGCGCUUCGUCCGGCUUUUUGCCUAUGGUGGUUCAACCCUCAUUCUGGCGUCUUAUCUGUCUGCUCUGGGCAUUUCCGAUGACCGGAUUGGUUUGUUCAUGACACUGACUCUGGUCGGGGAUGUGGUCAUUAGUUUCUUUCUGACGCUUUUCGCGGACAAAAUGGGGCGGAAGGCUGUUCUAGUUCUUGGGUCGGGGUUGAUGGCGGCCAGUGGGGUUGUUUUUGGGCUUUUUGGGGAUUUUUGGGUUCUUUUGCUGGCGGCGGUAUUUGGGGUCAUUAGUCCGAGUGGAAACGAAAUCGGCCCCUUCCGCGCAGUAGAAGAAUCAACCCUCGCGCAUCUAACCCCCGACGAGGUCCUUCCUGAUAUCUUCGCGUGGUACUCACUCCUCGGUACCGGUGGCACGGCGCUGGGGAUUAUGACUUGUGGAUGGGCUAUUCAUUUGCUGCGGGAGCUCAAGGGGUGGGAAUUUACUGCUACUUGUCGGAUGGUUUACUUUUUAUAUGCUGCGCUUGGUGGGCUGAAGGUUUUGUUUACGUUGGGAUUGAGCGGGGAAGUUGAAGCCGUUGCUAGACAGGCUCCUGGGGGGGAGCAGCAGGGUGUUGAUGAGACACAGCCCUUGCUGGCAGAGCAGUCCUUGUCUUCCGUUCAAGCGCAGCAUGGGAACCCUCCGAAGAAGAGUUGGUUCCGUGUCUCUCUCGACAGGGAUCUUGUUCCGUUAAUCACUAAGCUAUUCGUGCUGUUUGCCGUGGACUCGUUUGCUUCCGGGCUAGCAUCGAUGUCCUGGAUGACUUACUUCUUUCGCAACAAAUUCUCCCUCCCCGAAGGAAAUCUCGCCUCCAUCUUCUUCACAACCAGCAUCAUCUGCUCCAUUUCAAUGCUGGUCGCAUCCUCCAUCUCCAAGCGCAUCGGCAACGUCAAGACAAUGGUCUUCACCCACUUCCCCUCCACCAUCUUCCUCUCCCUAAUCCCCCUCCCAACAACCCUCCUCCCAUCCCUAACAUUCCUCAUCCUCCGCGCCUCAACGCAAAGCAUGGACGUCGCCCCUCGCUCCGCAUUCCUAGCCACCGCGUUACCGGCAGAUAAGCGCACGGCGAUCAUGGGUGCGGUUAAUGUGGUCAAGACGGCGAGUCAGAGCGUGGCGCCGUUUAUUACAGGGGUUCUGGGGGCGAGGGGGCAUCUUGGAGUGGCGUUUUGUGUGGCCGGGGGGUUGAAGGGGGUUUAUGAUUUGGGGAUGUUGGUCUGUUUUGCGGGAAGGGAUGGAAAGAGAACAAGGGUUGAUGGUGAGGAGGGCCAGGCUUGAGAGUAUCAGUGGUGGUUGUGUAUCAUUUCGAUAUAAUGGCGCUGACGCCUUUGGUGCCACCAGUCUGAGGAUGAGCAAAAGGAGUAAGCGAAGCAUGCACAGAAACAGAAAGAGGCUGUGCAUAUGCCAAGCAUCAGAUGUAUCUCGAAAUCAAUUCACAUAUACCAAUCUAGAAUGCAAAAAUCAUAAAUCAUAAUCAUUCAUAUCC
Molecule: messenger RNA, 1630 nt
Organism: Aspergillus ruber CBS 135680
Lineage: Eukaryota; Fungi; Ascomycota; Eurotiomycetes; Eurotiales; Aspergillaceae
Product: putative MFS transporter
Exons: 4
Coding region: 1-1422 (473 amino acids)
Biological process (GO): transmembrane transport
Cellular component (GO): fungal-type vacuole membrane
Molecular function (GO): transmembrane transporter activity
Source: RefSeq, a predicted model, not a curated record